Gamsiella multidivaricata is the source of this 813-nucleotide messenger RNA. RefSeq lists its product as uncharacterized. The record is from RefSeq and is a predicted model, not a curated record. Gene Ontology annotation, biological process: positive regulation of mRNA splicing, via spliceosome. Gene Ontology annotation, cellular component: nucleolus; U12-type spliceosomal complex. Lineage: Eukaryota; Fungi; Mortierellomycota; Mortierellomycetes; Mortierellales; Mortierellaceae. The transcript is spliced from 2 exons. Gene Ontology annotation, molecular function: RNA binding. The coding region runs from base 124 to 759 and encodes 211 amino acids.
GUGCAGACAUGGUGCUGAGGAUCGGUUCCCAGUGCCUCGACUUGACUCGACUCAACUUCCUCCGCAGCGUUCGACGUCCAACCUCCACCUGUUCACCCACUCUCGCUCAGGACAGCAUUCGACAUGGCACAGCCUAUCGAGCGCAAUCAGGACGCGACUGUCUAUGUCGGCAAUCUGGAUGACCGCUGCACCGAUGCCCUGAUCUGGGAACUCAUGGCUCAAGCUGGUCCUGUCGUGAAUGUGCACCUACCAAAGGACAGGGUAACGCAGAUGCACCAAAAUUAUGGAUUCUGCGAAUAUGUGUCAGAGGAUGAUGCAGACUAUGCCUGCAAGAUUCUUAAUCAGGUCAAACUCUUCGGAAAGCCCCUCAGGAUCAACAAAGCAACAUCGGAUAGAAAGAAUCUGGAGGUUGGCGCAUCGCUCUUCAUCGGAAAUCUUGCCCCGGAUGCCGACGAGACACUGCUUAGGGACACCUUCAGCGCAUUUGGAACAAUUGUUGGGCACGCAAAGGUCGCACGCGAUCUGGAGACGGGUCAAUCGAAGGGCUAUGGAUUCGUCAGCUUCGAUAACUUUGAGAGCUCGGACGCAGCCAUCGAUGCCAUGAACGGACAGAUCCUGGCCAACAAACCCAUUACAGUCGGAUAUGCGUACAAGAAGGAUGGAAAGGGAGAGCGGCAUGGAUCAGCUGCAGGUAACUCUCUGGAUAUUGGUGUUCAUUUUUUUGUUGCGUGCGUAUGGGCUAUGGCAAGCUGGGACUGAUAUCAAACCACCUCCUUUCCUUUUCAUUCAACAGAGCGUCUAAUUGCCGCACAG